AGGAGGAGGCCUCCCGAGCCCAGACACCCCACUGAACCCGGAGAUUCCUGAAGGUUCUGCCAUGGCGUUGGAGCCGGGCGGGGAGCAGAGAUCCCGGCACGGCCUGCAGCUGCUGGACGCGGCCCAGGCCAUGAAGGAGCUGGGGCAGAUGACCGACGUCGUCCCGGUGGCCGGGCAGCGGAGCUUCGCCUGCCACCGCCUGGCCCUGGCCGCCUUCAGCCCCUACUUCAGGGCCAUGUUCACCUGCGGCCUUGUAGAAUGUUCCAGGAGGGAGGUGGCCCUGCACGGCGGGGUCACCGCGGAGGGCCUGUCCGCCCUGCUGGGCUUCAUGUACACGGGGAGCUUGGCCGUCGGGGCCUCCGACGUGCAGGAGGUGGCCUGGGCCUCGAGCCUCGCGCAGGUGGACGGGGCCCUGGCGGCCUGCGACAGGUACAUGCGGGGGCACCUGGAGCCCGGCAACUGCUUGGGCAUCCACCUGUCCGCGGCCCAGAUCGGGGCCCGGGGCCUGCGGGGCCGCGCCCGGAGGUACCUCCACCGGCACUUCGAGGAGGCCAGCCUCCAGGAGGAGAUGCUGCAGGUGGAAGCCCACCAGCUGCUCGGGCUGGUCCGGUCGGACGGCCUCCACGUGGCCCGGGAGGAGAAGGUGCUGGACCUGGUGCUCAGGUGGGCCGGCCACGACCGGGGGCCCCAGGGGCCCCGCACCUGGCGGAGCUGCUGGGCCAGGUUGCAGAAGGGGCUCUACGUCGUCGGAGGCCACAUGAGAGGGAAGAGCCAGCGUCUCGCCGCGAGCCGGGUGGACAGGUACUCCGUGGGGCGGGACACCUGGGCAAGGGUGUCCCCUCUCCCCAUCCGGCUGGCCUGCCACGCCGCGGUGACCGUGGACGACAGGCUCUGCGUGAUGGGAGGCUGGACUCCCCAGGUGGACUUUCCCGACGAAGAGCCCGAGCGACUAAGCAACAAGCUGUUCCGGUACGACCCGGGCGGGGACCGAUGGCAGGAGCUGGCCCCCACGAGGUUCUCCAAGUACCGCUUCGGUUGGGCCGUGGCCAACGGCGACAUCUACGUUUUGGGCGGGACCGGCUGCGUGGGCCGGGACCAGGGCCAGGUCCGGCAGUGCCUGGACGCCGUGGAGAUCUACAACCCCGACGGGGACCUCUGGCGAGAGGGGCCCCCCAUGCCGCGCCCCCUCCUGUCCCUGCGGACCAACGCCUCCAACGCGGGCGCCCUGGGCGGCAGGCUCCACGUCUGCGGCGGCUUCACGGGGCAGGUGCCCGCCGAGCUCGGGGGUCCCGGGGUUUCCUGUCCCUCUGUACGGCCGGCCGCUGCCUGUCCCUCUGUACGGCCGCUGCCUGUCCCUCUGUACGGCCGGUCGCUGCCUGUCCCUCUGUACGGCCGGUCGCUGCCUGUCCCUCUGUACGGCCGGCCGCUGCCUGUCCCGCUGAUGAACCCCCGAGACCUCAUCCCCCCGCCCCCGGACCUCGAGGAGGACGGCGGCGGGCGCUGA
This is a messenger RNA of Microcebus murinus (gray mouse lemur), 1504 nucleotides long. The record is from RefSeq and is a predicted model, not a curated record. Lineage: Eukaryota; Metazoa; Chordata; Mammalia; Primates; Cheirogaleidae.